CUUUGAAAAUAUUCUUCCCCUCCUCUCUCCUGUUGUUCUCCAUUUCUUCUCUAGAGAUAGGAACGAAAGAGGAGCCGAGGGCUAGAGGACCUGACCCAAUAGACGGCGAACCGGCAGCGGCGGCGGCUGCGGCUGCGGUGACGGUGACGGCGGUAGCGGUGGCGACGAAGGGAUGUUGCCGAAGGAAUGGACUCCGCCUUGUGGGAGCCUCUGCACGAAGAAAUACGCCAAUCUCGUCCAAAUUCCAUGGAGAGUUUUCUGCAAGAAGGGUUGUGAUACUGAUGGCGAGACCUGGGAAGAAUGUCUAGGAGAGUGCAAAAAGAUUUGCUAUAAGGAUCCAGUUUUCAAGGACCAUCAAUGGAGUGCUUAUAUUGACAGAUCUCCAGGAGAUGACAAUUAUUCUUUGUUUGAUAUUCCCAAUGACAAGGUUGAGCAGGUUCGGCCAAACAGGCCACCAAAGCAGACCACUGUGAGCAAACCCAAACCUGCAGUACCAGAUGUCAAGCCCACUCCAACAACUGAUGAUUUACCUUGCACAUCAGCAUAGCAGUUCCCGUAUACUUUCUCAUCUGAUGCCAUAUACCACUUUCAGGAAGCAUGCGAUAUGGAUGCCAUCCUCUGGUAGCCUGCAAUAUUCCUGCAUCCCCAGACUGGCCCGUUUUAUUGUUCAACUGGGGUUUUCACAACUUGUCUGACUAAAGCUUACAUCAGUGGCUGACCAUGGAACUCCAAGACCAUAAGUUGAACCAUUCAUUAACUGUGUUGCUGUAUUAUAUCAGUGCAGUUAAAUUUUUCUAACUGGCCUUUUCUACAUUGCUGGUAUUAUGGUAUUAUACGGCUUGUGAAUGCAGCAUGUUGCACGCCACAAGCAUGCACUGUUUUACUGUUACGAUUACUGACAUCCAUAACUCUGGGAGCUUAGGAGAACCUUUUUGGCCCGCAUUUAUGAGGCUGCAUUGUGUUCAUAAGUAGAUGAGAAACGUAGAUGUAUUCUGAGCCUAGGUUUGCUGAUUUGCUACUUCUAUUAGAAAGCAUGAUGAUGGAAAGAAAUAGCAUUGGUAGAUUAUUGUGAAUAGCCAUCAUGCUGAUAACCAGCAUCCAUCUGAAUUUUGUUUUUUCCCAGAUGCACUUAUAGACCAUAAAAGCCUUAC
Messenger RNA from Elaeis guineensis (African oil palm), 1151 nucleotides. RefSeq lists its product as uncharacterized. Lineage: Eukaryota; Viridiplantae; Streptophyta; Magnoliopsida; Arecales; Arecaceae. The record is from RefSeq and is a predicted model, not a curated record.